GAAGGGCUGAGCAGGGGCAGGCGGCCGCCCCGCCCCGGCGCGCCGCCUCCCGGGACCGCCGCGGCCGCUCGGCAGCGCUGCGAGGAUGGAGCCGCCCGAGGAGGUGCGGGCGCGGCUGGAGCGGGCCGGGCAGGGCCACCUGCUGCGCUUCUGGGCCGAGCUGGACCCAGCGCAGCGCACGGAGCUGCUGGCCGCGCUGCCGCCCGGGCUGGGCGAGCACUGCCGGCUGGCGGCGGCCUGCGCCCGGCAGCGGGAGAACUUGGAGCGCCUGGACGGCCGCGUGGAGCCGCUGCCCGCCGCGCUCCUGGGCAGCGCCCGGCACUGCGGCCCCGCGGCGCUGCGGCGCUGGGAGGACGAAGGUUUGCAGCAGAUCUCACAGAACAAAGUGGCAGUGCUGCUGCUGGCUGGAGGACAAGGAACCCGCCUGGGAGUGAGCUACCCCAAGGGCAUGUACAACGUGGGACUGCCCAGUGGCAAAACCUUGUAUCAGAUCCAAGCAGAAAGAAUCCGCAAAGUGGAGCAGCUCGCUGGCCAGAGGCACCACUGCAAGUGCACUGUCCCCUGCUACAUAUACAUGACCCGAAUUGCAAAUGUAUCCAUCCCUGAUGUUGUUGGAAGCCAUCAGCAACACCUGCUGAUAAUGUUUACAGUUUAUUUCCCUUGGGUUGAAGAGGCAGCUGGCUGCUGCAGUACCCGGAGGACAGUAUCUACUGUGCUGCAAAUAUGUAAAUCAGUGUGUAUGAGGCUCUCAGUGCAGACUAUGGAUAUUCUGUUGUGCUGGCAGAGGACCUACAUACACCUACUUGAAGGGCUUGACAGGUACAUCAUGACAAGUGAGUUCACGCUGGGGCCAACAGAGGAGUUCUUUGUAAAACACAGCUACUUCAACCUGGAUAAAUCCAAUGUAAUCAUGUUUGAACAGAGGAUGCUGCCAGCUGUCACCUUUGAUGGGAAGGCCAUCUUGGAGGAGAAGGGGAAAAUUGCAAUGGCUCCAGAUGGCAAUGGUGGCUUGUAUCGUGCUUUGGUGGAUAAUAAAAUCUUGGAUGACAUGAAGCAGCGUGGUAUCCAGUACAUCCAUGUGUACUGUGUAGACAACAUUCUUGUCAAAAUGGCAGAUCCAGUCUUCAUAGGCUUCUGUGUUUCCAGAGGAGCAGAUUGCGGUGCCAAGGUGGUGGAGAAGGCCUACCCCACAGAGCCUAUUGGGGUGGUGUGCUGCGUGGAUGGGGUCUCUCAUGUGGUGGUGGAGUACAGUGAGAUCAGCCCAGAGACUGCGCAGCAGCGAAGGCCGGAUGGGGGGCUGAUGUACAGCGUUGGCAAUAUCUGCAACCAUUUCUUCACUGUUGAGUUUCUGCAGACAGUGGCCCAAAAACACGAGUCUCAGCUGAAGCACCAUGUGGCCAUAAAGAAGGUGCCUUACAUUGACGAGGAGGGAAAUCUGGUAAAACCACUAAAACCGAAUGGAAUAAAGCUGGAGAAGUUUGUGUUUGAUGUGUUCCAGUUCUCUAAGAAUUUUGUGGCAUUUGAAGUUUUGAGAGAAGAGGAGUUCUCGCCAUUAAAAAAUGCAGACACAGCUGAGAAAGACAAUCCUACCACUGCUCGGCAGUCCCUCCUGGCCCAGCACUACCGCUGGGCUCUCAAGGCUGGGGCCAGAUUUCUGGAUGAAGAAGGCUGCAGGAUACCAGAGAAGCUCAGUUUUUCAGGAACCGAAGAUCCUCCGGCUGUGUGUGAGAUUUCUCCAUUAGUAUCUUACUUUGGAGAGGGUCUGGAGGUGUACAUGAAGAACAAAGACUUCUGUUCUCCCCUUAUACUUGACGAAGAUAAAGCAGAAAUGCUAGGAAGUUCUUGAAGAGGAGGGAGGUCUUCUCCCCCGUCAAAUCAGUUGCUUGUCUGUCAGAGCAAUUAUAAGAACUGACCCUACUAAAAUGUCAUAUGAAGUGCCUUAUGAAAACUUGCUUUGCAGUAUUAGGUUGAUGCCAAAUACUUGUAACAGUUGUAUAUACACAUCUGUGCCCACUCACCAGAUCUGUUUGGUGACUUUGAAGUCUGAGCCUUUUACCUUGAUCUGUUUUGUCAACAGUGAUAUGAAUGACAAUUAAUACUUUCCAGGUACCAGACAGAUUUUAUAUUUCCUUUCUCUAGUGCAUACAAAUAUAUAGCAGAGCCAGCUGAAAUCUAAUCGAUCAGCUUUGCAUUCAUGAAGAUUAGAUCUCUGCAGUGCCUACCUUUGUAUCUUGUUUGUGCUGUUGUUGUUGUUGUUGUUUUUGUAUGUUUGCUUGUUUGUUUUAAGCUGUGCAGAGCUGAAGAAGAAUCACUGUGAUGCCCCAAUCUGAAAAAUAUGGAAUGACCUUGUGUACUAGACCAGUUCUGUCCAAAGAUCAAUCUUUUCUGUAAUCCUCUGCUGGUCAGGAGGUGCAGUUCAGCAUUCACAUCCUACAAUCAGUGUGUAUGGAGGAGUGUGCUGCAGUUGGGGUCCUUCUGUGUUAAAAUUUUGCUUGAGAAGUGGACCCUGCAGCGGGUAGGACUGGCUUGCAUAUGUAGGCUCAGUGGUGGCAUUCCAAAACAAAAACCUAAGUAAAUAUGCAGCUCAGACUGAUUGCUUUUGACAGCUGCAGUGACCUGCAGGGGGGGAAGAGGACAAAAAAGAAGGCUGAGAACUCUUUUCACAACAGCCUUCUCUUCCUCUCUUAUGACAAUCAUUUAUUUUGCUUUUCAUUUUUCUGUUUGAUACAUAUAACAUCCCUCAGGGAGCCACUCCUGUGAAGUGCCUGAAGGUGACAGUGACAGGAGUGACAGGAGUAACAAGCUGUGAGGGAGAAUUUGAGGCUUAAUCCCAACAUAAGCAAUGUAUACAGUAAAACGCCUCAGCUUCUACAAUUUCUGGCCAAGUGGUUUUCCAGCGCUUUUUCAGUUAAGGAAAGAACUCUUUAGAUGCCUUGCUUUUAACCAAGAUUACAGACGAUGAUAUAUCAACUAACUAAGGAAGGUAAUUUGCAGACUUUCAGUAGCACAGCAGCUCAGCCCUGGUGGAGGGGUCACAGGGUGGCCGUGCCUUACAGCUCCUGCUCUGCCCCAGCAGAUCCUACACACCAAAGUCAUUUCACACCCUAGGAGGACUCUUCAGGUGCAUUACUGAGUGAGGUUGGGAUGAUGAGCACACACUGCAUUUCCCCCAGUGAGCUGUAGGGAAGGUGAUGAAUCAUAGGAUCAUAGAAUCAUAGAAUGGCCUGGGUUGAAAAGGACCACAAUGCUCAUCCAGUUCCAACCCCCUGC
This is a messenger RNA of Phasianus colchicus (ring-necked pheasant), 3270 nucleotides long. It is a transcript of the gene UAP1L1, whose product is annotated as UDP-N-acetylglucosamine pyrophosphorylase 1 like 1. Lineage: Eukaryota; Metazoa; Chordata; Aves; Galliformes; Phasianidae. Gene Ontology annotation, molecular function: UDP-N-acetylglucosamine diphosphorylase activity. The record is from RefSeq and is a predicted model, not a curated record. Gene Ontology annotation, biological process: UDP-N-acetylglucosamine biosynthetic process.